Messenger RNA from Penicillium roqueforti, 954 nucleotides. RefSeq names its product autophagy protein 5. The coding region runs from base 1 to 954 and encodes 317 amino acids. Gene Ontology annotation, biological process: C-terminal protein lipidation; nucleophagy; autophagy of mitochondrion. NCBI's taxonomy places the organism in Eukaryota, Fungi, Ascomycota, Eurotiomycetes, Eurotiales, Aspergillaceae. The transcript is spliced from 3 exons. The record is from RefSeq and is a predicted model, not a curated record. Gene Ontology annotation, cellular component: phagophore assembly site membrane; Atg12-Atg5-Atg16 complex; cytoplasm.
AUGGAGAACCGAGUGUCUCUCGGAUCUAUCCAGAAGGCCGUCUGGGACGGGCGCUUGCCACUGCAGAUUGUUCUGGCCUCAUCAGAAAGUCGAACCUUUGAUCAGACGGAUCCAUAUCUUAUCUCAUAUCCGCGCAUCUCAUAUCUUCCCUCGUUGCUACCUAGGCUUCGAGCUUUCUUCUCGAAUUUUUUGAUAGAGCCAAACUCCCAGUCUCAUGAUGGCUGGUUUGAGUUUGAGGGUGUGCCUCUGAAGUGGCACUACCCAGUCGGGCUGUUAUUUGACCUCUAUGCGGGAGCAGACCCGGCCUCCAAGACCGCCACAAGAGACAAUGAGUCCACUGACCACGGGCCACCGCUGCCUUGGCGUCUGAUAGUGCACUUUACCAACUGGCCGCAUGACCUUGUUCGACUUGAUGCCGAUGGAAUGGUCAUGAACGAUGCCUUUAUAAACAGUGUGAAGGAAGCAGAUUUCCUACGAAAUGGUACAGCUAAGGGCAUCAUGAGUCUCUCAAAAGAAGACUCAUCGGGACUUUGGAAUGCCGUUCAAGAACUCGAUCUUCUUUCCUUUCAGCGCAUAUCAAAUAUCCUUCUUCCCCGGCACUCACAACCUUUUCGCAACGUUCCGAUCCGGAUCUUUCUACCACUCCCACUAAAUGCCGAGUCUCCCUCCCUUAAAGUGGUACAAUCGCCACUUCCUCCUUCCAUACCAGCACCCAGUAUGCAGUCAAGUCAAAUGUUGAGCUCGCGGAGCGGUUCCACUCUCCAGCCUCAAACGGUUGGGACUGUUUUACACACAUUGCUACCUAAUCUGUUUCCCAGUCGGAGAACCCCUGUCCUUGCAAAGCCCGUGCUACACGGUGCUGUGAUACCCAUGUCUGCUCCGAUCGAAGAGGUUGUGAGAAGCUCUGCUUAUGGAGAUGGGUGGGCGUAUCUAGUCGUUCGGAUGAUGGGAUGA